Molecule: messenger RNA, 1895 nt
Organism: Macrobrachium nipponense
Lineage: Eukaryota; Metazoa; Arthropoda; Malacostraca; Decapoda; Palaemonidae
Product: DNA topoisomerase 1-like
Exons: 4
Coding region: 188-868 (226 amino acids)
Source: RefSeq, a predicted model, not a curated record
GCCGUUGAUCAUGGAGUAUUAAAAUGUGGAGUGUUGCACCUCUUUGUUAGGCAUAAUUACUGCCUUGGCUUCAGUAAUCCUCAUGUCGUCUUCGUUACCUUUCGCAUCGACGUGAGCAGGGGACAGGGCUGUCGGGGAGCAAAAUUUACUGAAAAUAAAAUUCGAAAAAUUGGGUUGUAUUUCCGUCAUGCCUCCAAAAGGUGUGAGCAAAGCAGUAAGCAAGAAGUGUCCCGACUGUAAGAAGCAGGUUCCUGUUGCUUCCAAGCUUUGCACAUCUUGCAGUCAUCAGUUUUUUGAAGAACGAAGAAAGUCUACAGCUUCAAAUCCAUCAGAAGCUGAAGACAGUGAAGAUUUGUCUUUGCGUGAUAUGAAACCUACUCGAGGUGUAGGUGCUGGUAAUGGUAAUGAAAUAAUGGCUUUAGCUUCUGGGAAAGAUUUAGCUUCUGCACCGGAAGGCAAGAGGAGGAGUGAAAGAGUAAAACGAGAAAAACCAAAUUUUUAUGAUGCCCUGGAGUAUGAGAAUCAGAUGCGAAAGGCACGUAAAGAAAGGCAAAAAGAAGAGCCUCCGAAUCCUACAGGUAGAGUAAAAAGGGAAAGGAAAGUGAAGAACAACUCUGAGCCGGUUAGUGUUGCUUUGUACAGGUCCAGCAAGGAUGAUGAUGACGAUGACGAACCUCUGAAGGAGAAGAAGAAAAAGAAGAAGAAGAAGAAUAACAACAACAAUGGAGAAAAGAAAAAGGAGGAAGAGGAGAUUGAUGAGGAUAUCAUGGCUGGUAUAACUCCAGAGAAGGAAAAGCAGUACGCAAUCGUCCUCUCAGACAUCAAUUUCAAAUUAGGCUUAAAUAAUCCCAAAUUCAUUAAAAUAUAAAUUAAGGCUGAAUUUCUGAAAAAUUGCAGUCAUUGCUUAAUUUGGGUUGAGUGUGUUAUCUGUCAUUGUUGACUGCUCAUUUCAUGCAGGACUUGCAGAACAGUGAAGAAAAAGAGUGAAGGAAUAGAACUGCAUUGAUUAUAUGCCAACACUUUUUGAGUUUCACUCUAGCACCAUAUUAUAUUACUGGAUUUAUUUAUUUUUUUUAACUUGGAGAUUUAUAUGGAGUAUGUAAGAGGAAAUUUUAUGCACUUUUCAGGGUUUACAGCUUUUUUCAAAUUAGAAGAGGAGUAUGUUUGCACCAAUCUCUUUUAUGUGAAACAUAUUAGACCUAAGGACUUUAAAAAUUGCUGCCAUUAGAUUAAUUAAAAAUAAUCUUCCACAAUUAGCUUUGAAGUCAUUUGGAUAAUUUCUUGCAAGAAUUGUAAUAACCUAAUUUCAUUUUGAGGGUCUUGGAUCUUUUAGCUACAUACAUAUUACAAUAAUAUAAUUUUGGAAUUUAUAAGCAAUUUAUGCAAGAAAAUUGAGAUUCCUUCAAAUUUCCUGGCCUCAAAGAUUUUAACAUUGCAACUGUUAAGAGAGAGAGAGAGAGAGACUUAGUAUUCUCUCAUGUAUAACCAGUUUCUUGGAUGACAGGCCGAGUAUGUUAAACAAUUUGGUCAUUGGUGUUGAACAUCCAAGUUUAGGGAAGUACAAGUAAAUUUGGUUCAAGAGUACAAAUUCCUUGUAAAUAAUUUGAAGUAGCCAGUAUUGAGAAUACAUGUGUACAUAUGCUUGGAAUUUAUAUUAGCAUUUCUGUAGAAUGGCAAGGAAUGAAUUGCACUUGCACUUGUGUGUACAAGCAUUUUCCAUCAGUAUAGUAAUGAAUGAAUGGUGUGAAUGUUUCAAACAGUAUAGUAAAGGAUGAAUGUGAAUGUAUUGAAAAGGAUUAAUGUGAAUGUAUUGAAAGUGUGUACAGAACCAUUUCAUUGCUCAUUUGUAAAUAUUCAGAACAUUAAUGUUUGUGAAGAUUAAAAUUCAUUUUAUA